GAUAUACGGACGCGCGGCGCGGGGAGGGUUUAAAGGAGGAAAGGAAGCCAUCUUGGAGCUUCGAGUCUGAAAAACGCACGGAGAAGAUAUAGACGAAGCAGAAGACGAAGGAAAAAAAAACACAACAACAACAAAACAAAAUUAUAACAUAAACAACGACACAUUUGUAGUGACAAAAAAAUAUAUAUACAACAGUUGGGGGAAAAAAAGGACCGAAAACGCACGGACAUCGCGGCGAAGAGGAUUGAGCAAGGCCGCGCGAUAUCAUUGAGAAGACAAGUGUAGUCUUCGUUCGAGGGCUUUUUUUAUAAAGAAAGUUUGAUUUGGUGCAUCAAAGCAAGUGACUUCAUAACUGAAAGACUUAAACAAGAACAAGCACUUGUUUGUGUUGCAAUAACAAGGACUCAGAUAUUGAGCAAGACUUUAUCUCUUCAUUUAGAAGAGUUCAAUAAACUGUUAUUACAGUCUCUGUACUGACUUUCAAACCUUCUGAAGUUGAAACUUUCAAAAGGACACUUUAAAUAAAAAAAUGAGCACCGCCAGAACAGAGAACCCUGUUUUAAUGGGUCUGUCCAGCCAGAACGGGCAGCUGAGGGGUCCAUUAAAACCCAGCGCAGGGACUGGAGGUGGGGGAACACAGACGCAACAAAUAAACCAGCUGAAAAAUGCCAGCACAAUCAAUAACGGAAGUCAACAGCAAGCACAGAGUAUGAGCAGCGGUAUAAAACCUGGUGAUGACUGGAAGAAGACUUUGAAGCUUCCUCCAAAAGAUCUCCGAAUCAAGACUUCGGAUGUCACCUCAACAAAAGGCAAUGAAUUUGAAGAUUACUGUUUAAAACGAGAGCUGCUCAUGGGAAUUUUUGAAAUGGGGUGGGAAAAGCCAUCACCAAUUCAGGAGGAGAGCAUUCCCAUUGCAUUGUCCGGUAGAGAUAUCUUGGCAAGGGCUAAGAAUGGAACUGGCAAGAGUGGAGCCUACCUCAUUCCCUUACUUGAACGAAUAGACUUAAAGAGGGACUGCAUACAAGCGAUGGUGAUUGUACCUACACGUGAAUUGGCUUUACAAGUCAGUCAGAUCUGCAUUCAAGUCAGCAAGCAUAUGGGAGGGGUGAAAGUCAUGGCAACAACGGGAGGCACAAAUUUACGAGAUGACAUUAUGAGACUAGAUGACACAGUGCAUGUAGUGAUUGCAACUCCCGGCAGGAUUCUGGACCUUAUCAAAAAAGGAGUAGCUAAAGUAGAUCACAUUCAGAUGAUCGUGUUAGAUGAGGCGGACAAACUGCUCUCUCAAGAUUUUGUGCAGAUAAUGGAAGAUAUAAUUAUGACGCUACCUAAAAACAGACAAAUUCUCCUCUACUCUGCCACAUUUCCUUUAAGCGUCCAGAAGUUUAUGUCUUCUCAUUUACAGAAACCAUAUGAGAUUAACUUGAUGGAGGAAUUGACUUUGAAAGGAGUAACACAAUACUAUGCCUAUGUUACAGAGCGGCAAAAAGUUCACUGCCUCAACACUCUCUUCUCAAGGCUCCAGAUAAACCAGUCUAUAAUCUUCUGCAACUCCUCUCAAAGGGUAGAGCUACUGGCCAAGAAAAUUUCUCAGUUGGGCUACUCCUGCUUCUAUAUCCAUGCAAAGAUGAGACAGGAGCAUAGGAAUAGAGUUUUCCACGACUUCAGAAAUGGCUUAUGCCGUAAUCUUGUUUGCACUGAUCUGUUUACCCGUGGUAUUGAUAUUCAAGCUGUGAAUGUGGUGAUAAACUUUGACUUCCCAAAACUGGCAGAGACGUAUUUGCAUCGUAUAGGAAGAUCAGGUCGCUUUGGACACCUUGGUCUUGCCAUAAAUUUGAUUACCUACGAUGACAGAUUCAACCUUAAAAGUAUUGAAGAGCAGCUGGGAACAGAAAUUAAGCCCAUACCCAGCAGUAUCGAUAAGAGUCUGUAUGUGGCUGAAUAUCACAGCGAAUCUGGAGAGAAGCAUUAGCCUUCAGGUGACAGUCCUCCUGAAGAAGAGAAUAUCCUGACAUUCAUACAUCACUUUCUUAAGGGUUUCUCCCCUACUCUCAACUGCCUCUCUAGACGUUUGUCUUCAUCUGGAACACUGACCAGCAUAGUUUAGAAUUUUUUUUUUUUCCUUUUGUGCACUCCCCUCCCUGAUUUUAUGAAUGUCCCUGAUGUUGGCACUGCGUGCUCUCAUAAGUUGCACUUAAUGGCUUUAUUUUGUUCCUCCCUGCCCCCCCACCCCUUGUGGCAUGAUGGAUACUGGAAACCCUCUAUGCUGUUGUAAGCUAGAAAAGGCUGUAACUUGUUACAGGCUUCUCUACUCUCCAGGAGGCCAACAAAGCAAUUUACUCUAAUUUAUUGCAGUCCUUGGAUGUAAAGUUGUUUAGAUUCCAACUUAGUUCAUUCUCCCUUUGCAUCCUCUUGUGGCAUCUUUUUCUUUUACUGUAACCAAACUAUCUUUACUUGUGCAAAGUGCCUUACGCUACGAGACCAUUCAAAAUCAUCUUUCCAAUGCAAACUCAUACAGAAAACAUAAGUAACCCAAUCUACAUUUUAUCACCCAUAUAAAACGUACAAUUUUGUAAGCUGGUGCUAUUGGGCUAGCUAAAAAGUUGUAAAUCUUCAUGAACUUUUUUUUUUGUUCCCCUGAUUUUUUUUUUUAAUAAUUUUUUCACUAGGAAAAAAACAUAACUUCAGGUCCCCAUAAUAUAUGUAUAUAUGUACUUAAACAUGCAAAAAAAAAUCUGCACCAAUGUCAAAACAUUUUGGGAGGCUUUUAAGUGUGUUCCAGAAACCUUUCCCUCCUUUUCCUUUAUAUUUUAUGGUUGCUGAUGUGAAUCCUUUUGUUCCCAUGUGAACACGAAAGGCUGGUUUUUAAUUUUUGUGCCACCUUGCAGCAACUUCCUUUCAAAACUUAUUCCAAAGCCAUGUCCCCCUCCCUUGCAAAGGGUCCCUUGCAUGAGGGGUGUAGGGGGGAGGAGAUGAUACUAGAGAAUUUGAUGUGAAUAAUUGUACAAUAAUGUAAAUAGUUUUAUUUUUCUGGGGUGGGUGGGAAGGUUAUAAAUCGUUCAGGGGUUUAUUUUUUUUCUUGGUUUUCUUAACUGAUGGUUUGAGGGAAUGUGAGUGGGUUAGGACAGCAACUAAAAAUGAGAGAGGCUCAUUUUCUAGCAUCACUUUGGAAAAUGUAUUUGGGAAAUGGUAACUUGAAGAUAUGCCACCUUUCUAUCUCAAAUCUUUCACCACAUGAAGUGGAUUACUUGUUUUGGCUUUUAUCUUCAAAUCAACAUGGAGAUUUUCUUGUAAGAGUUAACAUGUAACUUGUGUGCUGCAGUGCAGUUCUCAAUUUAAGAACAAACUUAUUUUUAAUCACUAAAUUAUUAACCCAAGUUUUUGGUCAGGAUUUUUUUUUUUUUGUCCAGUAUUACAGAAAUGCCACUUCAUAUUUCUGCAAAGUGAUACUUUGAAUUGUGCCUCUCCCACUAUGCUUGAUGCUUGGCCUUAUAUACAGGCAAUGAGUGAGGAGCCAUCUAUUUUUAUUUUUCCCCUCCCAACAUAUUGGCUGCACCUGGAUUGUGAAGAAUUAAACAGUUUACAUACUAUGCACAGUGCCUCAGUCUCCUCCCCCUUUCAAAAAAUAAAUUUUACUAUAAAGGAGCCUGGCCCAUCUGACAUGGUAAAUUUUAUGAUUACACAUCCAGGUGCACCAUAAGCGUAGCUGGCCAGUGGCAGCUGCGGUGCAAUGUUCACAAAAUCUUAAAAUACUGAAGCUUCAGAGUUGCUAGAGCACAAUUGGCUUGUUUUUUUUGUUUUUUUUAUGGGUUGUAUUUAAGAUUUCUAUAUAUGGAGAUAUACAUUUUGCUCUACUACUGAAGGUUUUUUUUUGGGAUCAUGGUGCAAUAAACAUUUCCCUUUGUUUUCCGAUUUACAUAAGCACAUGCAAUCGUGCUGUAUUGCACCUCUGCUCCUUUACAGAAUUUGCAACUCUUGAAGGGUAGUGAUAUGCUGGUGCUAAAGCCAUGAUCCUUGUAAAAGUGAGAUUUUUUUUUUUCCCCCUCCCCCUUUAAAAUAACCAUUUCUGCAGGAGUACAUGCUGUACCUUAUAAGCUUCAAAGCAGACAAAUGGGUUUAACACAGGCUGAGCACUAUAGGAAUAUAAUGGCAUCUGUCUAACGAAGCUGUAUUGCUGUAUUGCGUUUGGUGCUGUGAGUUUCAAUGCAGGGGGGAAGGGGUGGGGGGAAUAGUUACUAAAGGCAAAUGGAAAGAUGCUCUAAAAUACUGGACUAUAAUUUUUUUUUUAACCCCUAAUUAGAAGAAAAAGGUUUAAAAAGUCUUUUGCAGUCUUCCAAGUUUUUGCAGCACUCCCUGCCAUUGCUGUGUCUGCAGUUUUCCCCCUUCACCAUUUUGAAGACUUAUAGUCGAAAUUAAUGCAGUCAACACUGCAGUUUCUCUGGCAUCAGAGUAACCUCACCAAAAUAUUCCACCUAGCAAUUCGGCUGUAAUGGUUAAUUUUGAAUUUGGAAUGGGAAUCCACAUUUGGGUAUGGGAGGGAAGGUAUCAAUGUGUUUCUUUUCAGAGUGAGAUGGGAGCAUCUUUCCUUUGCAAUAACUUCAGAUUUAUCAAAUUUGUGCUAUGUAGAGCAGAUAUGUUAAAUCUCUCUGCUCUACAAAGCAAACCUAUUUUGGUAUUCCUGUUCAGUGUCAUUGGUGCAAGACCUUUUCACACCUUCUGACAUGGCACAGGAUAAUCAUCUCAUUCUGUUUUUGUUUUAUGGGUUUGGUUAGGAUCUGUAAACCUCAAACAUGUUAGGACAAAUUUAUCCUUCUCCUAGCUGAACAUAGAUAUAUUUUUUUUCUUCUGCCCAUACAUUGUCCAUAUUCUGCAAUCGGCUGGAAUAUGUUUAGUGCCACUGAAGUUUGGGCUCAGGAUUUAAUUUGGGCAAACUUUCAUAUUAUCCUUAUAUUCAAGAAGUACAUUAAAAUUUCCCUUUUUUUUUUUUAUUAAAAGGAGUGCUGACACAUUUUUCCUAAAAUGUUUUUAGUUUCAGAUCUUUUGGUCAAGGGUUACAGAGAUGUACCCUAUUCAGGGGUUGGGAUGGGUGGGUCUUGGCUAUAAACUUUCUUGCUACCAGAAAAUGACUACAUUGAAGACCAAUGAUCUUAGUCAGCAAUAGGAAUAAUAAAGUUAAAACAAAAAAUGAGCAAUUUUCCUGGAAUAUUGUGGUGCUCUGCUUCUAGAUGGUACCACCCAGUGAAAGGGUUUAUACCCUGCCAUUUUCUAUAACUGACUUGGCAGUUUAGCUGCAUUAGACACAAUUCUAAGAAUUAAAAGUUAAACCAUAAAUGCUUAAAGUGAAGAGGUCUAAACAAAGUGUGCAGCUAAGCUGCUAAGAAAUACAAAUUGGCACUGUAUUGAUAGAAAAUGGCCCAGUGGGCAGGUUUAUUUUACUUUUCCUCCCAGUUUAAGGUUGUCAGAUGAGUAAAACAUUAAAGAUAAAUGGUACAAUCUGGAAUGAGUUUUUUUUUUUUUUUACUUUUUGUUUUAACUGAAUAAAAGCCCACUGGAAAUCAA
Pelobates fuscus (common spadefoot toad) is the source of this 5559-nucleotide messenger RNA. It is a transcript of the gene DDX6, whose product is annotated as DEAD-box helicase 6. Bases 530 to 1972 code for a protein of 480 amino acids. Gene Ontology annotation, biological process: negative regulation of translation; cytoplasmic stress granule assembly; P-body assembly. The transcript is spliced from 14 exons. Gene Ontology annotation, molecular function: RNA helicase activity; ATP binding; mRNA binding. The record is from RefSeq and is a predicted model, not a curated record. NCBI's taxonomy places the organism in Eukaryota, Metazoa, Chordata, Amphibia, Anura, Pelobatidae. Gene Ontology annotation, cellular component: P-body; cytoplasmic stress granule.